GUCAUGCACCUGGUGCUAGCCAUCCUGGAAAUCUGCGUUAUAGCUGUUUUAUCCACGGAAAUUCAUGUUUCUAACAAUGGCGUUGAUAAUGCGUCAUGUGGACGUAGAGCAAAUCCAUGCAAGACGAUUCAUUAUACAGCAAAGAAAAGAAAUACAAGAGACACUAUCAUACUUGAUGGAGGUACAACAAACCGAAUGGUUUAUUUCGUAACCGAAACUAUGCAUUUGCAUGAAACACUUCGCAUCAAGAAAAAGAUUGGCAGUUAUUAUAGACCGCUAAUUAUGAGAGAGAAGACUGUUGAUUUUGACAUAUUUCAUGUACAAGGAUUUAACGACACCUAUUUAUCACUACAUGGUAUAGACUUUAACAAUAUGCAGUUUUCUGAAAAGUCCAGUUUCCUAAAUAUCUUUGCAAAAGACAGAAACAUCUCAAUAUAUAUUGAUAUUAAUAACUGCAAUUUUCAAAAUGUUUCCUCUUUUCUUCUGAGUAGAAGCUAUACAAAUUCUACGCUUAAAAUCACUGUGAGAAAUUCUUUAUUUUUUCACAUUGCGCGUAUUUUUAGUGCUAAUUUGAUAGGAAAAAUAACUUCCGAGAUAAUGUUUAAUAACGUUAUGUUUAAUGGACGAGAAAUAGAACAUCGAUCUUACCAUAACGUAACUGGAAAUGUCAAUGUGAUAUUCACAAACUCGACAUUUAUAAAAACACAUUUUGUUCUCCAUUUUAUCAACGUAACUUCUGUAACAUUUAUGCAGUGUCAACUUUAUAGUCAUGGGUACAUUAAAACCUAUAAUACAGAUAUAACUGUUCGGAAUUCGAUAAUUUCGGGGAACAAAGCUGACUGUUUUCUUUAUGCCAAUCAAGGUAGAACAUUUAUCGCAAAUUGCACCUUCAAUAGAACGAAAAGCCAGAACCCUAUUUUAUCAAUAUUUGACAAUCAAAUGAGUAUAAUUAAUUCUACUUUUCUUAACAGUAACAGAACCAGGAUGGAUCGUUUUCGCCCAAGUUCCGCACUUUACGCUUACAACACAACUGGAAAGAUUUUGUCGUCAAAUUUCAUCAAUAAUAAAGCUUAUGGCGGAGCAUUAUACAUGGGAGAAAGCAGAGUCUUUAUAAACAACUCGAACUUCUUAAAUAACACUUCUUUCGACGGAGGUAGUGCUAUGGAAAUUUCCAAUUUCUCAACUAUUAGUAUUAAUAACUCAAAUGUAACUAACAAUACCGCGAUUUAUGGAGGAGGUAUUCGAAUUGACAGCAGCAGAGUGUCUUUGGUAAACAUGAAUGUAUCUAACAAUACCGCAAAAUUUGGAGGAUGUAUUGAAAUUGACAAAAGCAAUGUGUCUUUAGUAAACACACAAAUAACUAACAAUACUGCGAGAUAUGGCGGAGGUAUUCGAAUUUUAAAUAGCAACGUGUCUUUAGUAAACACAAAUGUAUCUAACAAUACUGCGACGGAUGGAGGAGCUAUUCGAAUUUUAAACAGCUAUGUUUCUUUGGUAAAAGCAAAUGUAGAUAAAAAUACCGCGAUGGAUGGAGGAGGCAUUCGAGUUUUCAACAGCAAAGUGUCUUUAGUAAACACAAAUGUAACUAGCAAUACCGCAAUUAAUGGAGGAGGUAUUCUAAUUGACUACAGCAAAGUGUCUUUAGAAAACACAAAUGUAUCUAAGAAUACCGCGAAAUACGGAGGAGGUAUUCUGAUUGACAACAGCAAUGUGUCUUUAGUAAACACAAAUGUAACUAACAAUAUCGCAACAGAUGGAGGAGGUAUUCAACUUUCAAACUGUGGUAUGUCUUUAGUAAACACAAAUGUAAGUAACAACACCGCGAUAGAUGGAGGAGGUAUUCGAAUUGACCGCAGCAAAGUGUCUUCAGUAAACACAAGUGUAACUAACAAUACCGCGGUAUAUGGAGGAGGUAUUCGAAUUGACAACAGAAGCGAAGUGUCUUUAGUAAACACAAACGUAACUAACAAUAUCGCGACAGAUGGAGGAGGUAUUCAAGUUUCAAACUGUGGUAUGUCUUUAGUAAACACAAAUGUAAAUAACAACACCGCGAUAUAUGGAGGAGGCAUUCGAAUUGACCGCAGCAAAGUGUCUUUAGUAAACACAAGUGUAACUAACAAUAUCGCGGAAAAUGGAGGAGGAGGUAUUCGAGUUGACAACAGCGGCAGAAGCAGCAGCAGCAGUAGCAAAGUGUUUUUAGUAAACAAAAAUGUAACCAACAGUACCGCAAUAUAUGGAGGAGGUAUUCGAAUUGACAGCAGCAGCAAAGUGUCUUUAAUAAACACAAAUGUAACUAACAAUGUCGCGACAGAGGGAGGAGGCAUUGAAGUUUACGGAAGUAUUGUGUCUUUAGUAAACACAAAUGUAACUAACAAUGUCGCGACAGAUGGAGGAGGUAUUGAAGUUUACGGAAGUAUUGUGUCUUUAGUAAACACAAAUGUAACUAACAAUAACGCGAGAUAUGGAGGAGGUAUUCGAAUUGGGAGAAGCAGCAAUUUGUCUGUAGUAAACACAACUAUUAAAUUUAACAAGGCAGGAACAGGUGGUGGUAUUAAUGCUGUCAAUUCACAACUUCUUGUAUAUUCAUCAGUAAUUAGAGAGAAUAUCGCAGAUGCCAUUGGGGGUAUGUAUUGUCUAAACUGUAAUGUCACAAUAAAUAACGUUAAUUUUGAUAAAAAUGUUGCUCUGGACACUGCAACUGAUCUGCGCUUAUUGGUUAAAAUUUAUCGAUCAUUUUGGUUAAACAUGAACAAUGUCGCUAUAAAAGCAGUUGGAAAAAGAUCAUAUGCUGUUCCUCCUGCCCUUGAUGUUCACUUGUCGCAUAUGAACAAUGUGAAGAUGUACAAUGUCAACAUAACAUUAUCUGGCGUCAAAGACAGUAUUCCACCCAUUUACCUUACACUUCCAAAGCAAACUAAUAUAUCCUUGGACUAUACAUGUCCGAUGUACUACAAUGCAUCUUAUUCAAGCUACGAGAGAGUAGAAGGAAGUACUUUCCAACAAGACGUAUCUCUUUAUGUAUUGUCUUGUCAACUUUGUCCUAGAAGCACAUAUAGACUCCAACCUUCAACCCGUAAAUUUCGAAUUUUGCCAGGUAAUAUAAUUAAGCACGUAAACAAACAAAUUCAAUGCUUCCCGUGUCCUCCUGGUGGGAAUUGCGAUGGUCCUAUCAAAAGUGAAGACCGAUUUUGGGGGUACGUAAAUCACAACCAUCCAAAGUUUAUUCCUUGUCCAGAACAAUAUUGCUGUUCUCAAAAGGAUAUAAAAUGCACAUCUAUUGAAAGUUGCGCUAGACAUAGAACUGGAAAACUCUGUGGAGAAUGCAAAACAGGGUAUCAGGUCAACUAUUUCGAUAACCAAUGUAUUACUACGAAUUCGUGUGCCAGUCAUGGAGCAUUUUGGAUGGUAUUUCUAAUCUUUGGAUUGACAUAUGCACUGCUAUUAGCAUACUUAAAAGAUAUAAGUUUCUUUUCAAAAUACUUUUUUGCGCUAGCUUUAAGAAAGGUUUUAAAGGUAGCAAAUCAUUCAAAGCAAAAGGAGAAAAGUGACUUCAACUUAUUAAACAAGCCCGGGAAUAGUUCUAUUAAUAAUAAUGAACACACCUUGAUUGAUAAUGAAGGUUUUGUUGUUAUAUACGGGUCACCGCCAAUAGACGAAGUGACGUCAUCGAAUCAUAAAUACUAUAAAGAGAACAGCAGAAUAUCCGGCAUAUUAAAAGUGUUAGUUGCCUUUUAUCAGAUCAAAUCAUUAAUUCAUGUCAAAGCAGAUGUACAAACUGAUGAAACAUCCAACUUUCUAAACACAUUGGCACUUGAAAUAUUCAACCUUAACAUACCAACAGAUUUUGUCAAAUUUUGCCCGAAAAAGGGAAUGACAGUUGUCGAAAAAAUCAUCAUAAAAGAAUUUUUGUUUCUUUGUUGUAUGCUUCUUUCAGCCUUUAUAUUAUUUUUGAUUGCAGCAUUGUUUCGCGUUAUGCGAAGAAACAGGACAUAUUACUGGAGAUACCGCAGAUUUCUACUUCGUGCAUCCAUUUGCUGUUUACAAGUUGUCAUUCUUGGUUACACAAUUUGGGCCAAAUUUUCUUUGCAAUUUAUUAAUUGCAGAAAUGUAAACGGAGAAUAUAUUCUUCAUGUAAAUGGAGAAAUCACAUGUUACACUCGGUGGCAAAUAAUUAAUAUCGCGUUUUUCGUUUUAUGGAUUUUGCCAUUCCCAUUAAGCUUGUGUGUAAGUGUUCGACUCUUUGAAAAUCACAAAAUCACUGCCAUGCAAUUCUUCUACUGCGUGUUCAUGCCACCGCUAACUAUUAGAUAUUGGUUUUUGGGAAAGUGUUGUCGACGUCAAAACGUAAAAAGCGACACAAUAUUGAAUAAAUACAUUCGCAAUAUGUUUCAAGAGCCGUUUCGUCAAUACAGAAAUGAUGAAACAUGUUUAUUUUGGGAUACAUGGAGAUUGUACCAGAGACUCGUUAUUGCCGUGUUUGCCACAUUUUUUAUCGACCCAAUGCAACGAUUGUGUUUCAUACUUCCAAUCAUGCUGUUACUACUGGUAGUUCAUUUGCGUGUAAAACCAUAUAAAUCGAAAUUCAUCAACUGGUUGGAAACGACAUCUUUAGUCAGCCUUUGUUUUCUUGUUGGAGCUAACCAAUUUCGUGCGUUUUUAUACAUGUACAGCUAUAAAAACCAAGAAAACAUUAUUUUAAUAUCAGCCGUUUUAAAUGUUAUGGAGUUUUUUAGUACACCUGUUACUGGCUUUGUGUUGUUUCUUGUUUGGAAAAUGUGCAAAAACAUUGCGUGUAAGGCAAAACGAUGUUUAUAAAGUUGGUUUGUGCUUCGACGCGUGAUUUAAAUGAGUGAAAUGCAUGGAAAUAUUGUCUCGUAUGAUAUAGGACGCAGUCAUGUAUGCAGAGCUGAGUGAGAAGACAAUAAUUUUUAACAUUUAUAAUUUGUAUGCGCUUUAUCCGAUAGUUCCGAUAGCAUAUAUUUGUAACUACGUGUUUUUAUAAGACGACAAUCUAUAAAAAAAACUGCGGCU
Molecule: messenger RNA, 5031 nt
Organism: Hydractinia symbiolongicarpus
Lineage: Eukaryota; Metazoa; Cnidaria; Hydrozoa; Anthoathecata; Hydractiniidae
Exons: 2
Coding region: 4-4815 (1603 amino acids)
Source: RefSeq, a predicted model, not a curated record